GUUGUAGUACAUAUUGAAGUGUUUUAGGGAUGCAUCGAGGUAGUGCAACAGUAUCAUCCAAUAACGGUUCUAAUAUCAGAUAUGGCGGAGCAGUACCAAAUGCACAACAUGGUCGACGGUCAUUUGCUCCGCAGCCUGCUGGUGCUCCACCGAUGCUUCCACCACAACACAAUACUCGCAGUCAGAUGCAAAAUCGUGCAAAGAAACGAAAAUUGGUUGACAAGCUGUUACCUAUGCAGGUUCGGGAACUUGUACCAGAAUCUCAAGCCUACAUGGAUCUCCUAGCUUUCGAACAAAAGCUUGAUGCCACCAUUACAAGAAAGAAGCUGGAUAUACAAGAAGCCUUAAAAAGGCCAAUAAAAGUAAAAAGGCGGCUUCGAAUAUACAUUUCACAUACAUUCAUACCUGGCAAAGAACCUGAGAGGGAGGGCGAUGAAGGCACUGUACCAAUGUGGGAACUACGAGUCGAAGGACGUCUGUUGGAUGAACCAUCGGUAGGCGUAGGUGCUGCAGGUGGUGGAGUUGCGCAAAAUCGAAAUCAACCACUGAAACGGAAAUUCAGUUCGUUCUUCAAAAGUUUGGUCAUCGAAUUGGACAAAGAAAUUUAUGGACCCGACAAUCAUCUUGUUGAAUGGCAUCGAACUCCCCAAACGAAUGAAACUGAUGGAUUUCAGGUUAAAAGGCCUGGAGACCGAGAUGUCAAAUGCACUAUUCUUUUAUUACUUGAUUACCAACCGAUGAAAUUUAAAUUGCAUCCACGAUUAGGAAAAGUACUUGGAAUGGCUACGGAAACACGUCCAAAAAUUAUUGAAGCCCUUUGGCAGUAUAUAAAAACGCACAAAUUGCAGGAUCAGAUUGAACGCGAUAACAUAAAUUGCGACUCCUAUUUAGAGCAAAUUUUUGGAGUAAAGCGGAUGCGUUUUAUGGAAAUACCUCAACGUCUUCAAAGUUUAUUGCACCAGCCUGAUCCUCUGAUUCUGCAUCAUACUAUUCAGUACAGUGAAGGAAAUGAGAAAAAUACGGCAUGUUAUGAUAUUGAUGUGGAAAUGGAAGACCCUCUGAAAACACAAAUGACUUCAUUUCUUCAUAGCCACGCUAACAUGCCAGAUAUAAGUGCACUGGAUCAGAAAAUUUUUGAUAUCGUGGAACAGAUCAAUGAAUGGAAGCUUCGACGAGAUUUUUAUGUUCGUUUCGCGGACAAUCCGCAGGAAUUUAUCCACAAGUGGUUGAUUUCUCAAAGUAAUGAUCUGAAGACAAUGACAGAAGUAUUUGGUGACAGCGAAGUUGAACGUCGUGCUGAGUACUAUUAUCAACCUCAGAUCAUGGAGGGCACUUUUCGUUAUAUCUAUCACAAAGUGCAACAAAAGCGAGCUGAAUUGGAGAGCACGUUAGGCAUCAAAAACAAUUGACUUUUCAAUAACUCUUCCGACUAUUUUGUUUAAUCUGAUGAUAAAUUAUUUGUUAUCUGGAAAAAUAGUCGCGUCCUCUAGCAUAAUUCCUCUUAUAAUUUUACUGUUUGGUUGAUUACUUUGUGGAGAACUUCACUUCUAGCUGUUUUAAUUUAUUUGUUAUUUAUUUCAUUGAAAUUUUCACGGUUAAAAACUGUUGGAGAAGAAACGUAUGUGUUAUGUCGAACAUAACUUACAAUCUGUAUUUUGUAACUUUUGUAUUCUGGCGUAUUUUCUUUUUCGUUAGAAUAAGUUGUUUCCCACCUUGAAUUUAGCCUUCAAUUUCAGGCUCUCUCAUUUGCGAAUCCUCUUUACAAUUGAAACUCUUGGUUACUGAUUGAAUGAGACACUUUUUCUAAACCGUUUGUAUAUAAAUUUUCUACUUGC
This is a messenger RNA of Loa loa (African eye worm), 1835 nucleotides long. RefSeq names its product brahma associated protein. The transcript has 8 exons. The coding region runs from base 30 to 1409 and encodes 459 amino acids. Gene Ontology annotation, biological process: regulation of transcription by RNA polymerase II. The record is from RefSeq and is a predicted model, not a curated record. Lineage: Eukaryota; Metazoa; Nematoda; Chromadorea; Rhabditida; Onchocercidae. Gene Ontology annotation, cellular component: nucleus; SWI/SNF complex.